AUGAAUCUGACAGAUGUUCGGAUCAAGAAGAAUGAUGAUAUCUUCUUCAGUCGGCAUCGAGUGCCAUUAGUAACGGAUGAUCCAUUGGGCCUGAAAUUUUGGCAGUACUCUUUGAUGGCAUUUCUGAAGAUUGCGACGUUGCUGUUGUGGCUGCUGGUUGGUGCUGGUGCGGACUGCGGUCCAGAAGACAGUGCGUUCCUGUGUUGGGACGUCUGCGGCAAGGAGAUGAGGGGCGCCGGCGGAUGCGGACGUCGGGUGAUGUUUGUCGGGGCAAUGCUGUUCUUGGACUGCGUCAGACAGGCGGACUUGAAGGAAGUGAAGCUGUUGUCGCCGAUGGUCUGCGUCGGGCGUCGGGCCGACAUGGAUUGUGUCGUGACGCCGUGGAAGUGGUGCAAGGAAGUCAUGCCACCCAAGCCAGAGAUCUCGACGGCGGCAGUUCCGCCGGUGGUUGAUGAGCCUCGCCCAUUGGCGCCAACAGCCAACCUGGCGGUCGUCCACGUGCCAGCUAGCAAAACGCUUUUUGUGGUUCGGGCGCCGCCCUCGACGCAGCAAAGCGUUGUAGUGGCCCAAGAAGUGCCGCAUGUCAUCAGGGCACUGUCGUCGACACUGGAAGUGACGGUCAACAUCAAACAUGGUGUUGUGCAUGUCAAGGCGGACGUGGACCCGUGGACUGCAAUGGUCCUGGAUUUCAUGGGCCUUGGAGGAGCAGGGGCUACGUCCCUGGCUGUAUUUUUGGUUUGGCUGGUCAAGUUCAUAAGGAACAAGUCAUCGUACAUGCAGGAGCUGGUGCGGAUGCUGACGCCGGAGGAUCAGCAGGAUCCGGAAGCCCAACCAGUGGUGGAUCUGCUGGGGCUGGAAGAGACGGAUAAAACUGUCGAAGACAACAAGGAAGAAGAGUUGGCCCUUGAGGACAAUAAUCUGUUCAAAGAAAUGUUAAAUGCAUAAAUAUAAAAAUUGCAUUAGAAAGAGAGCGCCAUUUUUGUACCUGCGCAUUUAUAUGGGUCAAGGCAAUGAGAGAAAUUUGUAAAAAGAA
Molecule: messenger RNA, 1033 nt
Organism: Notodromas monacha
Lineage: Eukaryota; Metazoa; Arthropoda; Ostracoda; Podocopida; Cyprididae
Source: the annotation of a GenBank genome assembly